AUGGAUACCGGCUAUUUCCUGGCGGGGACCUGCUUUUUCCUGCUGUCGCUCAACGGGCUCAUCUUUUCCUCCCAGGCGACGAGCUUUUGUCCGGACCGCUGUGACUGUCAGCACGCGCAGCACCUCAUGUGCACCAAUCGAGGGUUGCGCAAUGUGCCUAAACCCGCCGCGCGUGUGCCCGAGGAGGUGCUGAUCUUCAGCCUUGGGGGUAACUUCAUUGGUAACAUCUCUGCCUUCGACUUCACACGGUACAGUAACCUCAUACGGUUGAAUUUGCAGUACAAUCAGAUACAAACUAUUCACCCAAAAGCAUUUGAGAAACUCUCCAAGUUGGAGGAGCUGUACUUGGGACAUAAUCGUUUAUCAAAUAUACCAACUGGGACUCUACAAUCCCUGAAGAAAUUAACUAUUCUUUGUGGAAAUAAUAAUGACAUUAAGAAAAUCACCCCGGAGCUCUUUACCGAUUUGGAUAAUCUUGUUAAAUUGCGUCUGGAUGGCAACUCAAUAGCCGUUCUGCAGGACUCUGUUUUUAGAAGUUUGGCCAGCCUACAUUAUCUCCAUCUGGAAUCCAACAAACUGCAGCAUAUCCACAGAAAUGCUUUCUCUAAACUCACCAAUCUGCGCUUUCUCAACCUGGCUCACAACAAGCAGUCAGCUGUGCGCAAUGCACUCACUUUCUCCCAACUCACAGCUCUGACCACUUUGCUGCUGUCUGAAAAUGAAAUCCAGUACAUCGGAGACCACGUCUUCCAGAACCUAAGAAAGCUGUCCAAACUUUCCCUCAGCAACAACAGAAUCUCUCGCCUGGACAGUGGGGCGCUGAAGGGGCUGUCGAGCCUCAGAGAGCUUCUGAUUGAUGGCAAUGAGCUGGAGGAAAUCCCCGCUGGUCUCCUGGACUCUCUAGAGCACAUCGAGGAGCUGGACUUUAGUCGCAACCGAAUUUCCAGCGUGGACUCUUUGGCUUUCUCACAACUUAAACACCUGAGAGUGCUAAGGCUGAAGAACAACGUGCUCACCAGCCUGUCCGGGGACAUUUUUGCCCUCAACAACGUGCUUUACAACCUGGAUCUCCAUGGCAACAACUGGACGUGCGACUGUCGGCUGGAGGAGCUGAAAAGAUGGAUGACUGCUGCACAUUCUCAAGGCAAAUUAUUGACUGUUUUUGUGCAAUGUCAUCACCCUGCAACUCUGAGAGGGAAAUAUCUUGACUACGUGAACAGCUCCCAGCUGCAGCCACUCGGGAACUGGACCCACUUGUGCAGGAGCCAAGUUGAACCCGAGGAGAGCCGGGGUGGGGGUGUGUUGGAAAAGGUGGAGGAAAAACAGGUAGGGGCGGUGGAUACAAUAAAUCAGGAGGAGAGAGGUGAAGAAGUCCAGGCUGAGGAGACAGAAGGUGUAGAUUUGAGACAGGGUUAUAGGGAUGGAGUCAUAAUCAGCAAAGAGCGAGAGAAAAGGAAGAGAGAAGGACAGGAGGAGGUAGGAAUCCAGGGAGACCAAGGGGGUCAAGCAGUGGCAGAACCCUCUUCUUCAUUGGAAAGAAAGAAAUCAAAGAAAGAGCCACUCAGCCCAAGGUCACGACCUGCUACAGAGGCUGGUGGGAAGCGUGCCAAAGGCCGGCGAAGGUCAAAUACCAUUUCCAGAACCGAUCCACCAGCUAUUUCUACACCAAGUCAUGCUGGAAACCAAGAUGGAGACUCCACUGAUCCAAACACAGGGAUCACCACCACUUCUCCGGUCCAGUCAGGAGAAAAGUUUGAUCUUCUGAGGUCAGAUCAGGAGGAGGCUCAGCCUGUAAUCGCAGAUCCUUGUAUGUUCAACCGCCAUUUCAUCACUAAUGUUUCAGUGGAUCAAGUGACAUCUAGUACUGUCACCAUCUACUGGACCACCAGGGAGUAUCACCGCUAUGCACCAGCACGUGGGCCAGGCCUAGAUGAAGUCCAAUACCGGAUUCUGUUUGACCGCUUUGGCACUCUGGAUCGUUUCCCCCGCUACGUCUACGCCCGCGGCACGGCUCGCUCCGUAACCCUUCGAGAACUCAGCUCCGAUGUGACCUACAUGGUCUGUGUGGAAGGAGUAAUCGGAGGAUCUGUGUGUCAGGUGGCACCCCGUGACCACUGUGCAGGGCUGGUCACUCUCACUGAAGGGUUCAGCCAUGGCGGCAUGCUGACCUCUGACCUCCAGCUGGUGACGGUGGCCACUCUGGCCGGGAACGCCGUGCUGCUGCUCGUUAUUGGCGGGGUCUGGCUGGGUCGGAGCCUGAAGAGGAGGCUGCAGAGGAGGAAGACGGCCGUGCACGUGCGGCACAUGUACUCCACCCGGCGAACGUUUCGUCCCGCCGUGGCGAGCGCCUCUGUGUCCGCUGACUUCACCAGCUACCAAAGCAGCCGCCCAGCACGUCUUGCACCACUAGAGGAAGGGGACCUCAUCGAGUUCCCUUGUGACCGCUUUCUGGACAGCAACAGUGUUCGCAGAGACGGCGACAUGCAGAGAUUCUCUGACUAG
This is a messenger RNA of Cyclopterus lumpus (lumpfish), 2502 nucleotides long. RefSeq names its product TLR4 interactor with leucine-rich repeats (gene tril). The coding region runs from base 1 to 2502 and encodes 833 amino acids. The record is from RefSeq and is a predicted model, not a curated record. Gene Ontology annotation, cellular component: extracellular matrix. The transcript has a single exon. Gene Ontology annotation, molecular function: protein binding. NCBI's taxonomy places the organism in Eukaryota, Metazoa, Chordata, Actinopteri, Perciformes, Cyclopteridae.